CCUGUGUGUCUGCGGAGAAUUAUCCAGAAGAGGAGCAGAGGGAGUCGAGCCACCUCUGCGUUUGUCAGAGGAACGCUAAGGAAGCAUGUGUAACGCGUUUGCAUGUGGAAGGGUUUUGUCUGUGGUUUCAUGGGCUUCCAACUUUCAUGUCCAUGUGUUAAUACAGAAGUAAUACUUGAGGUGAAUGCUUUCCGAUUUUGUCUUCAAAGCAGUAUGUUUUAGUAUGGACCCAGUCUUGCUGAAUGGGUAGACCUAGCCAUUCCUUGCCAGUUUGUGAUGUUAUUUCCUCCUGGACAUAGCCAUUGCCUUGUAUGUGACUGCCAAAAUAUGUGAAGUGACUCAAUUGCUCCCUUGUCUUUUAAAGAAAUUGGGCCCUAUGCUUUCCUAAGAUAAUGUACAGGAGUUUGAGACAUCUGCUUGUGGCCUGGAAUGAAUUUAUGAUACUGCACAGCCUUGCUUUGGAGGCAAAAGGGAAAGCUGGCUGUGAGACAGACUUGAAAUUAGUGUGCUGCAAAUUGAAAAUGUCCUUUUACAAACAGAUAACUUGUCAGCCAAGUCUCGGGCACCUGGUCAUGUCUGGUUCGUGGAGCAGUCAGCUGUAAUGUCCUGGUGGUGCAGAGAGCUCUGUGUGUGCCAACAGGGUUAAAAGUGUGAGAGUUGGGACUGGGUUUGUGGAGGAGCUGGGUUAGCACCCUACCAUUGUCCCAGAGAGCCCUUGAUCAAGCCCACACUUACUGCAGGGGAUGGUUGGUGAAGCCUCCUUCUCCCCUGGUGGGCAGGGUGGCUUUGUCACCACCAAGCUGAGCCCCUUCUCCUGUCCUCUGCCAGCAGGGAGGAUGAGUGCAGAGCACUGGCUUGCCAGGCACUGUCCAAUUCUCAGUCUCCAGUAGAGGUCAGAAAAAUUGUUGUGACUGCUGAUAGUGAUAUGUAUCUUUUAAAUGCUGGAGGAGACUUCUCCUGGGAGUGUAUCCAAACUGCGUGGCGUUUCUGCAGCCUUUUGUCAGGGACAUAAAGAAGUGUAAUCUUAAGAGCUGUCGGAAUUGAGAUUUCGGAAGCACUUGACUGUUUGUGAAUGUUGAAUGGCUGAGUGAUGCAGUGCGUCUGGAGAGGGUGGUUGAUGGUCAGGACCUUUGGUGAGACACUUCUUGCUUUCCAUGGGGCCUGAUUCAAAACUAUUUCCCUCCCACUUUUCUGGUGUUUAUCUUUUAUAUUCUUGAUGAUCUUUUGUCAGCUGAGCAAAGAAAAAUAAUACAAAGUCUUUAGACUAGACUUUACAUUCCUGAUUAACAUUUAUCUCGUGGAGGAUGUUUAUGCUGUCUGCUGAUAAUUCUUUCAUUAUAUAGGAGAAUUACAUACUUGUACAAGUGAGAAAUAAUUGGUACAAGUGUUGCUCUAAUUUGCUAUUUAAUCAGAACCAAAUGCAGUCUGGGGAAGAGAAUGCCAUAAUACCAAGGUCAUGAGAAGGGAUCUGAUGUUGUUCUGACUUAAAGACGAUGUGAAAAACCGUGGUGUGGAAACCUGAGUUCAAGUUCUGCCUUGCUUUACUAUUUGCCAUUUGACUUCCUGUGCAAGAGUUGUUUCAGGUUUGGAGGUUAAGCCCCCAGGUCUCAGCAUUAAGGGCAGCAGAGGGGCAGGAGGUGGCUGCUGUGAACACUGGCAGCGGUGCUGAAGCUCUGUGAGUGUUGCUUUAUUUGGUUUUGUUGCAGGAUGGUGCUGCUAUGUUUGUUGCAGCUGUUUGGAAAUCUUUCUAAGGGAGUCUCCAAGUCCUCAGGGUUUGAAGUGAUUCUCAUUUGGGAAGAGGGUGAAGGCUGUCGUACUGUCCCACUUUCUGGACACGUAGGAUUUGAUAGUUUGCCUGACCAGCUGGUUAAUAAGUCAGUUAAUCAUGGGUUUUGUUUCAACAUCCUGUGUGUGGGGGAAACUGGCCUUGGUAAGUCCACCCUCAUGGACACCCUUUUCAACACCAAGUUUGAAGGUGACCCAGCAUCUCACUCACAGCCUGGGGUCCAGCUGAAAUCCAGUACCUAUGACCUGCAGGAGAGCAAUGUCAACCUCAAGCUGACUAUUGUGAGCACAGUGGGCUUUGGGGAUCAGAUCAACAAAGAGGACAGCUAUAAGCCCAUCGUUGAGUUCAUUGAUGCUCAGUUUGAGGCCUACUUGCAAGAAGAACUGAAGAUAAAAAGGGUCUUGCACAACUACCAUGACACCCGGAUCCACGCUUGCUUGUACUUCAUUGCUCCCACAGGCCAUUCUCUGAAAUCCCUGGACUUGGUAACGAUGAAGAAGCUUGACAGCAAGGUGAAUAUCAUUCCCAUCAUUGCCAAAUCUGAUGCCAUUUCCAAGAGUGAGCUGACCAAGUUUAAAAUUAAAAUCACAAGUGAACUGGUCAGUAAUGGGGUCCAGAUCUACCAGUUCCCGACAGACGAUGAAUCAGUGGCAGAGAUAAAUGGGACAAUGAAUGCCCACUUGCCAUUUGCAGUGAUUGGGAGUACGGAGGAGCUGAAAAUAGGAAACAAAAUGAUGAAAGCUCGUCAGUACCCUUGGGGCACAGUGCAGGUGGAGAAUGAAGCUCACUGUGACUUUGUGAAGCUGCGGGAGAUGCUGAUCCGUGUGAACAUGGAAGACCUCCGUGAGCAGACCCACACACGCCACUAUGAGCUCUACAGGCGAUGUAAACUGGAAGAGAUGGGUUUCAAGGACACUGAUCCAGACAGCAAACCCUUCAGCUUACAAGAAACUUACGAAGCCAAAAGAAAUGAGUUUCUGGGAGAACUGCAGAAAAAGGAAGAGGCAAUGAGACAGAUGUUUGUCCAGAGGGUCAAGGAAAAAGAAGCAGAGUUGAAGGAGGCUGAAAAAGAGCUGCAUGAAAAGUUUGAUCGCCUGAAGAAAUUGCAUCAGGAUGAAAAGAAGAAGCUAGAGGAUAAGAAGAAAUCUCUGGAUGAUGAAGUAAAUGCAUUUAAACAAAGGAAGACAGCAGCUGAAUUGCUUCAGUCACAGGCUCAACAGGCUGGAGGAUCACAAACUCUUAAAAGGGAUAAGGAAAGGAAAAAUUAGCUGCUGUUUGGCUGCAUGGUGCAUGAGGCACAUUGUCCUGGUAAGCGUCAUUAACUAAUAGAACCUCACAGUGGGAUCAGUUACCUUUCUGAGAAAAGCAGACUGUGUGCAAGUCCUGAAGCUUAUAAGUAUUAUCUCUGUCUUCCUCUGCUUUCACCCCCACUAUAUGUGCUCUACCAGUCACUCUCUACAUGUGCAGUUGUAGAAAAAGUAUGUAAUUAUCUUUAAAGAUUCUGCAAAGUUAAAUUCAGAGACUCAGGAUAAUAUGGAACAUAGAAGAAUAAAGAUUACGUCCUCUUCCUGUUAAAUCUUCCCAGCACUUCAUUGGCUCUUUAUUCCAUCUCUCUUAAAAAUAAACUAUAUUCUUUAAUCACACAGGCCAUGUUGAUACUAUGGCAACAAUUGCUAUGGAGAUGUGGGCAUGAUGAUACAGCCCAGCUAGCCAUGAAAAUCUCUCUCUUUCCUCUCUCCUCCUUCCCUCCCACUCCUCCAAGCUGUAAUGUUAACUUGUGAUUACAGUGAGGGUGAAGGUAGAUAAGACUAGUUUCUAUCAUCCUCAUUAGGGUUAUUAGUUAAAUGGCUAAUGACAGCUACUUACAGCUAGGUUGAGUGGGUUUAAUUGAGCAUUUUUAAUUUGCUGGUGAUUCUCUGGUGAGAGGAAGAGGAAACCUCCCACAGGAAUGUCUUUCUUCUUCACAGAGAACCAAUACUCAUUAUCCAAGGCAAGCAUGACAGUGCCCUAGGCUGAGGUGCACUGGCCUCUCAGAGAAGGGACCCUAUUGGAAAUAAACUAUAAAACACCCUAAAAACUCAUCUUUGGGUCCACCCUUCCCUGCAGACAAAGCUAAGACUUGCAUUCUCUCCUGGAUAGUCCACACUAAAUUAUGGUCUACCCUUAAACUGGUAGAAGCUGAUUCCAGGAUUCCUUCCCUCUUAACUCCACCAAGGGAAAUGGAAAAGCAAGUAAACAUCAUGCUGUCAGUGAGAGGCAUUUGAAUCUAAGUUAAAUGGGACCUUCCACUUAACAGAAGAGCUUCAGAAGGGUCUUGCACUGACUCGAACUGGUGCUUGCAGUUGUCUUGAGCUGUCCAGUUGAAUGAAUGUCUCUGCUGCCAACAGUAACUGUAGAACAAUGAAAAGAACAAUUCUCUGCUUAUCAGGCUCUGAAUGUAGAAAAAUAAGCUCAAAGAAUAAAUGUGUUCAUUCUGGUGCUGAGUACGAAGGCACAGCUAAAGUGCAGUUAGAGUGAACAUUACUGAUUUUUGUUGGUUUUGGAUUGCUUUUGGCAAUCCUCACAUAACUGUACACUGUUGUGUGCUGGGCUUUGAAUCAAAUGAAGUUCUUUGUUCCCACUACACAAAUGCAGACAGUGCCUUUUUCAAUGGGCAUUUGUCAUUGCUAAAUUAAAUAUGUAUAUGUGGUACUUUUCCAGGAUUUAGAAAAACACUCUCCAUAUUGAUCCAUAAAGUGUUCCAGGGCUUCACUGUUUUGCAAGGAUACAAACAAGUCACAGUUGAUGAGUCCUGUAGCUUGCAAAACUGUGAAAGGAUUGUUUUAGAAAAUAAAUUUGGUUCAUCCCACUGCUGAGUGUGUGUGUGUCUGCAUAAAGCAUGUUUUGUAGUCAGAUUAAACCUUAUUAACACUUAGCAACAUUUUUUUUGUGUGUGUGCGUGCUCAUUAGGAAAAUUUGUAUUUUUAUUUUGGUUUUUGUCAUUAAUCCAUAAAACCAUUAACCUGCCUUUUUCUUUCAUUUUCAGUUCGGGUUUCCUGUAGAACCUUUCCCUUGGCCCCAGAGGCGAAUGCCCCACCCUCGGCUGUGCCAUUGUGCCUGUUUACUCACCUUUCCCAUUGCUCCCCUCCUGUGCUCAUCACUCGGGGUUAAACCAGAGUUCUUGGCCGCUGGGGUUGUUCUUGUGAGGGACCCUGCUGGCCAGAGGGGCUUGUGCCAGGUUCCUCCUGCCCCUUGGGCAGCAGCAGGACACCCACUGCUCCUGGGCGAGUGUCCCCUCUCCCCUGCUCAGCUUUUCCCUCGCUCCGUGCUGUCAGAGCUGCUUGGGGGGUGCAUUUAGCUCCCAGUACUGCUGUGGGGUGGGAUGUGCUGUCUCCAGAGACUGGCUGCCCUCUUCCCAUGGUAAUUUGCUGUUCCUAAGCCCUCAUUAUCCCCUGUGCUGCCAUGUGUGACUCAAAUAACUUUCAAGGACUUUUUGCAAAACUUGACAUCCUCACAGGCAUGGGCCUGAGUCCAAACCUCUAAUUCCCAGGCUUGAGGAAAUCUCAAAUUUGGAUCCAUGGUUUGCAACUAAGUGUUCUCUGAAUGCUGCAGGGGUCAUGAAGGAUCUCUUGCCUGGUCUCCCUCUCAGUGUGCUGACCUGGAUGCACAUCCUGGAUCCAAUCUCAGGGAAAGCUGGUCACCUUGCUGUACAAAUCAGUGUUUCUGAAGAAAGACGAUGCUGUUUCAUUGACUUUCUUCUCAGUGAUUCCAACAAUUUCUGGUUUUAAUGCAAAAAAAAAAAUACUACCUUUAUUUGUUUUUAAUCUGGCAUUUCUUUAGAACUGUACAGAUGUUGACAGUUUUUUUCUCAUAUUUUCUAUUCAGCAAAAGCCUUGUUUUUAUUGCAAGAUUUGCACUAAAAAGGAGGGUGUUUUGCUCACUGGGCCAGGAGUUCACUCUGGCCAAGUGUAACUGUGGUUUGCAUGCAAGUGUCUUCUCUCUGUAUUUCUGUCUUGACUUUUGUUUUUAAAUAAAGAGUUCAUCAGACAGUGAAUUCUGGUUAACAUUUA
This is a messenger RNA of Sturnus vulgaris (Common starling), 5835 nucleotides long. The record is from RefSeq and is a predicted model, not a curated record. NCBI's taxonomy places the organism in Eukaryota, Metazoa, Chordata, Aves, Passeriformes, Sturnidae.